Melampsora larici-populina 98AG31 is the source of this 546-nucleotide messenger RNA. RefSeq lists its product as uncharacterized. Bases 1 to 546 code for a protein of 181 amino acids. The record is from RefSeq and is a predicted model, not a curated record. Lineage: Eukaryota; Fungi; Basidiomycota; Pucciniomycetes; Pucciniales; Melampsoraceae. The transcript has 3 exons.
AUGAGAUUCGCUUUGAUCAGCCUAGUCGUCUCGCUCAGCGCUUCAGUCGCUUAUGGAUCCAGUAUCGGAGCACGAAAAGCUUCUGACAUGCAAACCAGUUCGCCAGCCAUGAACGGUACUGGUAACAGUAGCUCAGUGAUCCCGAUCACUAACUCAAGCAGUCCUUCAAGCAAUGGUACCUCUAAUACCAAUGGUACAGCUAUCCCAACCAAAGAUACUAUUCAAGCUAAGAUCACUAAAUUAGAAAGCAAGAUUGCAAAAUACAAACAAGAGAUCGCUCAUGAAGAAGAAAAACUAGCGAAACUAAAGGCUAAACAACAACAAGAGGGUAAUGGAAAAAAGGAUGAUAAGAAAAGUUCAGAUGAGAAGAAACCUAAACCAGAUGGUAAACCUGGUAAAGAUGCCGAUAAAUCGACUCCUGGCAAGAACGGAACAUCAACUGAUCCAAAAACUAAUGGAACAUCUACUACUCCAACCAAGAACGGGACAUCUACUGCUCCAACCAAGAAUGGGACAUCAACUGUUUUACCCAAACUCGAUUCAUAA